This is a messenger RNA of Nematostella vectensis (starlet sea anemone), 2342 nucleotides long. RefSeq lists its product as uncharacterized. The record is from RefSeq and is a predicted model, not a curated record. NCBI's taxonomy places the organism in Eukaryota, Metazoa, Cnidaria, Anthozoa, Actiniaria, Edwardsiidae. Bases 253 to 1887 code for a protein of 544 amino acids. The transcript has 6 exons.
AUCAUUAGAGAAACACGAAACUUUUAUUUUCGAAAUUGUUUUGAAGGGGCUUAGAACUCACGUGUAAAAAAAUUCACAAUCUGAAUUUGAAACCCCACUUUUCUACUUUUCUACUCUACAUUUCAUUUCUUAGAAAAAUACUCUACAAACGAGUAUUAUACCGUUGUCACGAGGUCACCGAGGGCACGAUUCACUUAAUUCUAUGAAUUUUUAAAAGCGGCAAUUUGUAUACACGACGCUGCCGCCCGCUAGAUGUCAGAGUCGACUGGUAAUACAUUGAAACGAACGCGAGCAAAUUUAGACCUUGAAAGAAUCAUAAGGAAAAUCAUGCUGCGCAGACUAUUAUCUCUGCGAUCCAAGACGGAGAAAGCCGAGACGGAGAAAAAUAAUGAUGAUGCAGAAAAAAUGAAUACAGAUAACAGCAGCGAAUGUCAAACUGAGAAAGCCCCUAGUGUUCUCAAAACAGACCAAGGUGGCUCGAUGACUGUUGAAAAUGGCUCGGAUAAGAAUAUCAACUCACUGGUUAUGAAGAACGUGAUAAAGGAAUCAAAUUCUUGUCCUGAAAUCGACAAGGAAACAGACGAAAAGAAGGACAUUGGAACAGAAAAGUCAACUUCCGACCACAAUCGAGAGCAGACCCCAGAAAUACCUGACAAUUUAUUCGACGAACCUGAAGAAAACUUUGGUGGUAGAAAAGAAGAAGAAAGACUUUGCGAAAACAAAGAGAUUACAUGCGAGGACAAGAAAAGCGAAAUCAUCGAAAAAUUGAAGAGAGUAGAAUCCGAAGCGGAAUCAGAUACCAGUCCCUCUGAAGGUGCACGGUCAGAUCUGGACGAGAAGGACAGUGGAAUCGAGAAAUGCGGCGAUUCACCAAUUCCCCCAGAAGAAUCCCAAGAGGCCGUUCUUGUGAAAGAAGCCUGUGUAGGCAGACUUGACUUGUCAAACACAACUCUACAAGUCCUAACCCCUGUAAGUUUCAAACCAAGGCGCAACAUACGGCGAACCAACUCCGAGCGCAGGCCAAAAGGUAUGACAAAGCCUGUCGACGUAGACUCGGAGUAUUCUGACAGCUCACCGGAAAAGACCCUGCGAAGUAGACGAAACAUGCGCGUCAGCUAUCUAAGCUUUCCUCAACGAUACGUGCGAAGCUCAUUGGCUGUAGAGGCGCGACUGUCACAGUGGCGCAAAGAAACCAUUCCCGCCACAGAGGGACAUAUUGUUACGCAGGGGAGGGGGGUACAGUCAAGGAGUGCCCAGGGAAGUAAGGCGGGGACACCUUCGAGCAUGCGCAAAGGGAUUUUAAAGCAAGGUGAUGAAUCUUCGGCGCCAAAAACGAGACGACGCCAAAGUCGCGAGAGAAGAGCCUUGCCCAGUGGUUUCUGGGAUUCUUCGGACAGCGGGCUCAGCGACGACGAAACACAAGCGCGCAUGCGUAUGCCAGUAAGGAAAAUCCACAGCAACAAAAGCGCACUGCGCAAGCGCAUUGACGACCUGGAGGGGAUGCUUGCAAUAAUGACUCAGCAGAAACGCGACCUGGAGCACGUGAUCGAGAUACUACGAUGCUGGUCAGCGGACCUCCGUGAAGUAGAGCGAACUAAGCUAGGAGUACCGUACAUUCGCUCCGUCAAACAAAUAUUGAAAAAGCAAAGCAAGUCGCUGUGUGACCAAAAAAGCGAGUUCAACAAGCUCGUCUCCAUUCUACAGGACGCGCAGAUUCCAUGUAUCGAUGACGUCAUAAAAUUUAUCCUACAACUGCGCCAUGAAGUGGGUGCAAUCGUGCACGAUAAAAGACGCUACAAUGUGCAGUGCGUUGAGCGCGUGCGGCACUUACAGGGCUGCGUGACAGGCACGUGCACAGCCAUCAAAGACGUGUACUACGAAGCAUAGCAGACAAAUAAAGCAGCACGUGGUCGGCACGUGCACAGCCAUCGAGGACGCGUGUUGAAAAAUAGCCUUCUGUAUUGGGUGUUAAGCGCGUGCAGAGCCAUCGAGGACGGGUACUUUUGUCUAUCGCGUGCGUGGUGUCCGUGUGGCUCCACGCAUCUAAAUAGGUCAGGAAGAUCGGGUUAUCAGCAAAGGACAAAUAUAGGAUAAAAUGUGAACAAUGUUCACGGCAUGUUAUAUUUCAAAUACAUAGCAUAAGAGGCAUUUUAACUGAACAGCUUGUGAUGCUGUAGUCAGGGGACAUUAGAAACCACUCCACGCACUUUGUUUAGUCCAGUUCUCUCGUUGGAAAAAAAAAUUAAUUGGUAAAUGUGUAAAUAGAACCUGAGAACGAAAAAACAGAAAAGAGUUUACAGUGUUGAAAUCACAGAACUAACAAUAAACAACAAUUGUGUGAA